UCUGACUCAUUUUUAAUUUAUUAUAGUGUCUAUUACCUGUUCUUUGUUUGAUCUGACAAAUAUAUAACUCAUUUUUGUUUAGAAAAAUAACGCUUUUCGAAGUAGUAUUUUAUUAUACGUUCAUAUCAAUGAAGAUGCUUAAUAAAUAGAAAAUAAAUUUUUAAAUUAAAGGGGUACGCAAGUAGUUUUUAUACUACAAAAGGGUUAAAGUAUUUGCUGCGUGCAAAAUUCAACCAAAAUAUUUUUAAAAGAAAAACAAUGAAUAAGACAGCACACGUAAUAACUGUAAGACAAAGUAAAGGCGCUUUAUCUUCUUUAAAGAAAGUUAAACUGCCAAAAAAUGUUCUAGUUAAAAACGAAGAUGAAUUUUGGCCAUGUAUAGAAAAGAAUCAAUCUUCAGAAUUCAUGAAACUAUUUGAAGAGUUUUGUAGUUCAUGUGAAGCUAAGCAACACAUUUCCCUUGGCUUACAAUCAUGUCUACGACAAAUACAACAGGAAAAGAUUGCAUUAAAUUAUUUAAUAAUUGCUCAUGAGGUUAGUCCACGAUUUUUUGGAAGUCGUCUCAUAACAUUGGCACUUCAAAGGCACAAAGAUAUCAAAGUUAUUAUUGUUCAACAAUUAAGAAAUCUGACAAAACUUCAAUUCAAAUUUCCAAGUAUAAUUAUAUGCAUUAAACAGUGUGAGAAAUUAGAUAAAAUUGAUAAGUUUUAUGAAAAUCUUGGAAUGCAUUCAGUUAUCCUUCAACACUUUUCUGUGAUAGAAUCAGCUAAAGAUGUUUCAAUAAAAAAGAAGAAAGAUAAAAUACAUCACACAGAAGGCCCUAGCGUAAUUAUGCUUCAAAAGACGUCCAAUUCAAAUCGCAAUUUUAUUUCAAUGGAUAUUGAUGAAACUGAAUCAUCAUCAGAGAUAAUUAAGCUUCGUCAUUGUACCAAAGAACUCACAGAUUUUGUCUCAGUCAAUGAAUCGUUAACUAAUAAUAAUCAUUCAUUACACUAUCAGCCAAUGAAAAUAAGAAAGUUAGCAAUGAAUCCAAACCGUAAAAAGAAACUGAAAUUAAUAAAAUAAAAAUGAAAGUUUGUUGGCUGCUCCAACAUUUUAUGCAGGUUUUGCUGACUGAAGUGGUCUCCUAAGAAAGUGACAGUUGCUGAUCAAGAGAAACGUGACAAAAUCUAAGAAUGCUGCUGCUCAGCAUAAGGAUGAUAAUUGUCGAGAUUGCAACGACUUGAACAACAACGACUUGCUAAAAACUUCAUCUGAAACUGUAAUUUUGAAGAAUAAAGACAAAACUUUUUCCA
Molecule: messenger RNA, 1295 nt
Organism: Clunio marinus
Lineage: Eukaryota; Metazoa; Arthropoda; Insecta; Diptera; Chironomidae
Source: the annotation of a GenBank genome assembly